This is a messenger RNA of Corythoichthys intestinalis (scribbled pipefish), 13451 nucleotides long. RefSeq names its product tyrosine-protein kinase receptor UFO-like. Gene Ontology annotation, biological process: nervous system development; positive regulation of kinase activity; positive regulation of phosphatidylinositol 3-kinase/protein kinase B signal transduction. The record is from RefSeq and is a predicted model, not a curated record. NCBI's taxonomy places the organism in Eukaryota, Metazoa, Chordata, Actinopteri, Syngnathiformes, Syngnathidae. Gene Ontology annotation, molecular function: protein binding; transmembrane receptor protein tyrosine kinase activity; ATP binding. The coding region runs from base 502 to 3285 and encodes 927 amino acids. Gene Ontology annotation, cellular component: plasma membrane; signaling receptor complex. The transcript is spliced from 20 exons.
UUAUUUUUUUCUCCUGUCGCACGCACUUUAAAGUGCACCCAAGGACCUAUUUUCAUGCUGUCCUUUUUGUUCUGUUAAUUUUUAUACGUGAUCUUUAGAUAGGUUGGGUUAUGGCUUCCUGCGUGGGCGGAGUUGCAUGCAAGUUGACCUACUCGGCUCGGUUCACUUCAGGCAUGGAGCAAUUAAAAAGCUGAUUGUGUGUGCAGACAAUCGGCGGCCUGCAGGGGCUCGGGCAUCCUCGGAAGAAGAAAAAGAGGAGGAGAAAAAAAGAAAAAGGAGGGUGCAAAGAAGCUGACUUGUGGAAUUUGAGUCCUGCUCAAAAGAGGCGGAGGAAGAAGGAGAAGAAGGAGGGAGUGGAGGAAUCUACGCGCACUUCAAGCACUCGCUCCUAAAAGUUGACUUGGACUUCUUUUUCAUUCUUAUUUUUAAAUCAAAUUUUGGGGUUGAGAAUUGGGACUCGGUCGGACUACUUUCUCCCACUUGUCAAAACAUGAAGAGGAGAUGAUGGCGCCACAACGCGCGAUGACCCUUUUGAAAAAGAAGCCCACUUUCCGAGGAGAACCGUUUGGCUGGUUGCUGUCGCUGGUGGUGGUCGUCUGUGUCCCGAACGAGGUGUUCUGCCUGCGAGAUUUGGAGUUUGAGAAACAACUAGCCACCGUUAUCUCAUCGGUGGGCAAACCCGUGAGGCUGGAAUGCGGCCUGUUAGCCACGUUAGACGACGACGAAAUUCCCCCCAACGUGUACUGGAUGAAAGACGGCGCUCCACUGGCCUUCGUGGAAAACGACGACUACCAAAUGCUGGUUUUUGGAACGGACCGCUGGAUCGUUCACAGCACCCUCAGGAUUAAAAGUGUCCAGCUUUCCGACAUGGGCACCUAUCAGUGUGCGGCAGAUGUAGAAGGCCAGCAGAUUUUGUCCACGGAAGGCAGCAUCCUGCUGGAAGGUCUUGCUCACUUCUCCACCGAGCCGCAGCACAUGUCCGUGGUUGCCAACGAGAGCUUUAGCCUACACUGCGUGGCCCACGGGCCGCCAGAACCGGUCCACAUCAUCUGGUUACAAGACGGCGCUCCUCUCAACACUGUUGACGACCCAGUGGCCCUGUCGCCCUCCACGCUCAACAUCACGGGUUUGAACCGGACUAGCAGUUUCUCCUGCGAGGCCCAGAACCGUAAGGGCGUUGCUGCCUCCGGCUCCGGCACUGUCACCGUACUACCGGCCGCACCUCACCACCUGCGAGCCACCAACAUCACCCCCACCGGCCUGCGUUUGUCAUGGCAACCGGGCUUCGGCGGCGUCUACCCGGUUGUCCGCUGCACUAUUCAGGUCAAAAUUCUGGACGAAACCUUUGACGAUCUGGACAAGCUGAUCCUGAACCAGAACGUGAACGUUCCUCCAUCCGAGUACCAGUUGGACGACUUGGAACCGUACAACCACUACGCCGCCAGAGUGGCGUGUCACAGCAGCCAGGGGCCCUCCAAAUGGACAUCCUGGAUGGGAAUGCGCACAGCAGAAGGAGUUCCCGACAACCCGCCUGGCAACGUGACGGCGGUGGCGAACGACACCGGCGUGCUUCUAUCCUGGGACGAACCACCGGGGAAGUUAAACGGGGACCUCCAUGGCUACUUGGUGGAGUUGAGUACUCCGUCAAUGAAGGAGUUUGUAGCUGAUGCCGGAUUGGACUUGGAGCUGUUAGUGAACUUGACCCUCCCGCUAACAAACGUGACCUUCAGGGUCUGUGCGUACACGGGGGCAGGGCUUGGGCCCUGGAGCCCCACGCAGACUCUGAUGCUGGUUUCUCCAGAAUUUCGAGGUCUAUCGUCUCUGCCGGCUUUUUCGUGGCACUGGUGGUACGUGGUGAUGGCCAUGACGGGCGCCGUGGCCCUUGGCGCACUCAUGGCUGUCUACGUAGCCAAACUGCGGCGCAAGGAGACGCGAUUCGGAGACGCGUUUGAGCCCAUGAUGCAGAGUGGGGAGCUGGUGGUCCGCUACCGGGCGCGACGCUCAUAUAGCCGCCGUACCACCGAGGCCACGCUGAACAGCCUAGGCAUCAGUGACGAGUUGAGGUUGAAGCUCCAAGAUGUAAUGGUGGACAGACACAAGUUGACGUUGGGGAAGACGCUCGGUGAAGGUGAAUUCGGAUCUGUGAUGGAAGGUCAGCUCACGCAAGAGGACUCUGUUCUACGUGUCGCGGUCAAGACCAUGAAAAUCGCCAUUUGCACGCGCUCCGAAAUGGAGGACUUCCUUCGUGAAGCAACCUGCAUGAAAGAGUUCGACCACGCUAACGUCAUGAGACUUCUCGGUGUGUGUCUACAAACGGUAGAAAGCGAAGGUUUCCCGUCGCCCGUGGUCAUCCUUCCCUACAUGAAACACGGAGACCUCCAUACUUAUCUGCUCUACUCGCGGCUAGGAGAUUGUCCAGUCUAUUUGCCGUCGCAGAUGUUGGUGCGCUUCAUGACCGACAUCGCCCGCGGGAUGGAAUACCUCAGCAACAAGAACUUUAUCCACAGGGAUCUCGCCGCUCGCAACUGCAUGCUGAACGAGAACAUGAACGUGUGCGUGGCCGACUUCGGACUCUCCAAGAAGAUCUACAACGGCGACUACUACCGGCAGGGACGCAUCUCCAAGAUGCCGGUGAAGUGGAUCGCCAUCGAGAGUUUGGCCGACCGAGUUUACACCACCAAGAGCGACGUGUGGUCAUUCGGGGUCACCAUGUGGGAGAUCGCCACCAGGGGCCAGACGCCGUACCCCGGCGUGGAGAAUAGCGAGAUCUACGAUUAUCUAAGGCAGGGAAAUCGUCUUAAGCAGCCACCAGACUGCCUGGAUAACAUCUACGCUCUGAUGUUCUCCUGCUGGCUCCUGAGCCCCAAAGACCGCCCGUCCUUCGAGUCUCUUCGCUGCGAGCUGGAAAAAGCCUUAGACGAGCUUCCGGACCCCCAAGACCCGGAUGAGAUUCUUUACGUCAAUAUGGACGAGUCUUCCUCGGAAGCCGGCGCUGUAGGCGGCUGCGACCCCAUGGGGAGCUCCUCCCCUCUAGACCUCAAGUGCCUGGAAAUGACCACGGCCGAGGUGCACCGCCCCAACCGCUACGUCUUGUGCCCGCAGCACGAAAGCGGACGGGUGGUGGCGGACUCCGUGGAGAGUCUGGACGCGUUGGCAGUAUCGUCUGCCGAAACGCUGUCGCUGCGCUGCUCGCGAUACUCUGCACACAAUGGCGAGCGGGCAGCCACGCCUGACGUGGAGUUGCUGGAUGAACGCGAAGUCGGCCACAAGGUGCCGUGGCAGUGAGGCAGGGAAUCAAACCUUUUGCACACACUCACCUAAAGACUUUCCUGGAUAUACUCCAAAGUGUUUUUCAAGUUUACAGAUGUGUAUUGCUGACAAAUGAAGAAAUAAUUAUUCCAGAUCACGGAAACGCAUUUAGUUCCAUUGACGAAGCUAGACGUCCAAUCCCAUUUUGACAGGGACGGCUGGCAGCAAUCACUAGUAAUAAUUAGGGUUGUUCCAAUCAUGUUUUUUGUUCCUGAUCCGAUCCCGAUCGUUUUAGUUUGAGUAUCUGCCGAUCCCGAUAUUUCCCGAUCCGAUUGCUUUUUUUUUUGCUCCCGAUUCAAUUCCAAUCAUUCCCGAUAAUUUUUCCCGAUCAUAUACAUUUUGGCAAUGCAUUAAGAAAAAAAUGAAUAAAACUUGGACGAAUAUAUACAUUCAACAUACAGUACAUAAGUAUUUGUUUACUAUGACUAUAAAUCCUCAAGAUGGCAUUUACAUUAUUAACAUUCUUUCUGUGAGAGGCAUCCACGGAUAGAAAGACUUGUGACUUUGUAUAUUAUGACUAAAUAUUGCCAUCUAGUGUAUUUGUUGAGCUUUCAGUAAAUGAUACUGAAGGCCAUGCCCAAAUGCAUGAUGGGAAGUGGAACCAUGACAAGUGGAAACAUGACUGUGCGUAGUGCUAACAAUUCUUAAAUCUUUGCGAUGGGAUACAACAUAAGGUGUUAAGAAAAAGAUCAAUUGCUACCUUGCUUCCCAUGAUAUUUCUAAUCGUAGGGAGAGGGAUUGUAAGGCUUUAGCCAAUUAAAAUAAGGCUCCAAAGGCUGCCAAAAUUCACUCUACUCAUUUUACGCUGUCUUUAAGUUCUCUAUAUAGGCAAAACGGCACCAAUACAAAUGGAGCGCGAUAAUUCGUGAGUGGGUCGUGUAGCACAGGCAUUAGUUGCGUUAAAUAUUUUAACAUGAUACAUUUAUAAAAAAAAUUGAUUACUGCCGUGAUUGGGAUAAAUUAGAUAACCCUACCUUAAGCCUAAACUAAAGACUCGGAAAAGUGUAACAUAUUAUGUCUGUAACGUUAAAUACAAUUAGAAAAUGAUUUAAUUAAAAAAAUAUAUAUAUAUAUAUUAAAGAAAGGCAUGGCCGAUAUUUUUUUGCCGAUUCCGAUACUUUGAAAAUGACGUGAUCGGACAUCUCUAGUAAUAAUGUUAAAAUAAGUUGACCUUCAAACUUUCGUCAAAGGAAAAUGAAGUGAUUCAAUGUUAAUUUUUUUUAACGUGACGUUAUUUACAUUAAAUUAUCAAGUUCGUCAAAACAAUUUUGGAGUUUAGAGCUUGACAUUAGUCAUUACGUUAAAAUGUGUUUGACUUUUGCAUUUGUCCAAUCAAAGGCUAGCUUCAGACCGCAGGUAUUAAUGCACAAAUCCGAUUUUUUUCAUGUUUUCCGACUCGAGUGAGGCAUUAACUUGAAGGUCUGAACGGGACAGGUGGCAUAGAAGUGGACUAUUUCAAAUCUGAUCUGAGUCACUUUCGUGGCUUAAAUUCGAUCUUGGCCACAUUUUUCCAGAAUGUGGCAGCGGUCUGAACCGUCAAGUCUCCCAAAUCGGAAUUCAUGCAGCAAUUACGUCAGCAAAGAGCAAGAGCGGUAGGCAGGACGGCAGCGAUGUAGCUGUUCAUUAACGUUAGUGCCUAGCUUGAACUCAGCUUUUCGCAGGUGGGCUCGACCACGGUCAUAAAAAAAAAAAUUAAGAAAACGAUAAGCCUCAUAAUGGCCGAGUCGGGGCAAACUGACUCACACACUUAUGUGUGUGCGUGGCUGCAUAUUUAAACUUGGAAUAUAAGACUAAACAGGAUUAUUCAUGUCUGUUAUUUGUGUCCUCUUUUUGGAAAUCAAAAUAUGAUUACUCUGGAAUGACAUACAGCUAGCAUGUGUAAUUUGUUUUGAUGCUUCUGCGCAUGCAGGUCUCUUUGCUGAGCGCAUCUCGGACUGCGGAUUAGUGCGCAAGCGUGAUACUUGAACAGUCACAAUGGAAAAAGGCAGUCUGAACGGGCAUGCCAAAAAAACAGAUAUGGCAAAAAAAUCGUAUUUGUGCAAUAAGACCUGUAGUAUGAGCCUAGCCUAAAUUAAUUGGGCGUCAAGCACCAUCAAUGCAGCCUUAAUGUUAACUGAGACACUAUGAUGGUGGAAGGUUUUGGUAGCAACUUGUUGUUUCCUUUUUAUUUUUUUCGACAUUGACACCUUUUUAAAACGAUAUCUCGAUUCUUGGCAGGAGCAUAUCGAUAACCUUUUGGGAUACAAAGUCAAAGAAAUCACCAUUUCGAUAUUUUGCCACAUCCCUAGUAUGAACCUAGCCAAAAUGAUUCCAGUUUCAAUUUUAACUGACCUAAGUUUGUCUUCCUUACUCAUCCGUCCAAAACGAAAGUUUCAUUUUCCCUUUUUUACCAUGACGCAACUUAUUGCGUUACAACAACAUGAAAUGACUCCAUUUUAUAUUUUUUGAAGUUACGUAAAUUAGUACUUGGAACUAAGUUUGACUUUCGCAUUUGUCGAAACAAAGUGUUACCGUUUCCAAAUUUUUUAAAUCUGACGUAAGUCACGCAGUGAAAUGUCCAAAGUCGGUCUUUCACAUUAAUCUAAACAAGACGAAGCCAUUUCAUUUUCCCUUUUAUCAUAACGUAUGUUAGUAUGUGAAAAUAUGUUCUACUUUCGCAUUAACAUAACAAAGCAAUUUAAUUGACUCUUUUUUUAACGUGAUGUACGUUAUAGAGAGACCAAUUACUGGCCGGGCCGUUUAUCGGCGCAGAUAUUUGGAAGUUUGACGUAUAUCGAUAGCUGCCUUUUUUUUUUUCAUCCGACUGGCCGAUAUGAAAAAAUCAAUUUAAAAUUGGUUAUUUUGGCUCAAAUGCAGCCGCGCCUCUCUUCUGCGCUAGUAUUCACACCGCCCUCUGAUUGGUGAAUGGUAAUGAAGUCACACUUAUAUUACGCCUUUCCAUCUUUUUAAGGCCCUCAAAGCGCUUCACACAAUAUCCUCACCUACCUAGUGGUCACGCAGCACCAGGAGCAAUGUGGGGUUUAGUAUCUUGCUCAAGGGAACUUAGACAAGAUCAUCAGGGCGUAGAAUCGAACCCCCAGCCUCUGGGUUGGAGAACAAUUACUCUACCACUGAACCAAGGCAUACCCUAUUAUUAGCUAUUAUUUUCUAUUUGUGUGAUUCAAUAAACAUGCGUUAGCUAUUUCAAUGAAGUUCAGUGUUUGCAUUAUUCAAUUUUUUUGCGCCGAUUUUUACACUAAAUACCUUUACAAAUGAAUAUCGGCUCCAAAAAUCGGUUAUCGGCCCCUCUAACUACUAAUAAUCGAUCGGUACCGGUCCUGAAAAACCCAUAUCAAUCGAUCUCUAGUAUGUUACCACAUUAACUUGUCGGACGUUUGCUUAAACGAAACAAUUCCGUUUUCAAUUAUUGUUUUGACGAAUGCCGAAGUAUAGAAGUUGACUUAACGUAUUUAAAUGUUAGACCAAUCAGGUGAAGCUUAUCUUACCCUAUCAAUUUGGCACAUAUCAUUUUAAUGUGAAACCCAUGUUCAAAUGUGAACUAUUUUACGACAUGCCUCAUGUUUAACAUAGAAUUCAAACUUAUAAAAUUUAGCAUAAAAACGCACAAAGUUAACCAUUGUUGUUUUUGUCAGCGAUGACGAUAACGAAAAUAUUUCGUUGACGAACAUUUUUUUUCAUGACAAGAUAAAAACAUUGCUUGGGAGACACAAACAAGACAAAAUGCCAGUUUUCGUCUGAUGAGACAAUGACGAGAUAAAAAUGCGACAUAAUUUCUGUCAUAUUUUCACAGUACGUGACAUUUUCAUAUUCUACGUUGGUCGUGUCAGUCGUGAGAGGUGCUGUCUCCGCUCUUCCUCACAGGUGUUACGAUGUGGUUCAUGCAUGGUAAGAUUUAUCUUAUCUUGGCAAGAGAGAAUAUGCAUUUUUGCUUCAUACAUUAAAUGUAAAUUACACUGUUAGCAUAGCAUUAGUGUUAGCUUUAACAUUUAGUGCGGUGAGCGUCGUCUUAAACUCUUGGCCAAAGUUUUUUGACAUACACUUCCUGGCGAGAGUUUACGAUGACACUCGCCUUGCUAAAAGCUAGUAAAGACGCGAAUGCUAGGCUAAUGCGCCGAGCCACCUAGCCAAGCAUCAUCGCGUUUGCAACAGCGUCACCACCCCCUUCCUUCCCCCUCCCCCUCUGAUCUCUCCCAGGCAGCUAUGAAAAAAAUCAGACAACUUGGACUCAUUCAACCAAAUUUUAGUUAAACGCCCUUUCACAUCCUCAGUAACGCCGUUGCAAAGAUGGGAAAAGAAUUGAUUAGAUUACUCUCUACUUAAAAAAUAAUGCCAUUAGAAACACUGUUCCUCUCUAACACCCUUAUUAACAACACUAAUACGAGAAAGCAUUUUCUUCCAAAAAAGACAAAAAUUCAAAGGCCUGACAAAAACAACACUGAAAUCAACCAUACCAAACGUAACGUGUAUCACGUUCAAAUGCGAAAAUAAUCAUGUUUUAACGUAAAAUGAAAUCAUGUUAAAAAUGAAUGCCUAUGACAUCCCAUUUUAACAUGAAAAUUAUGUUUAAAAGUUCAACAUUGCACUUUUUUUUUUUUUUUUUAACCUGUCCUGUUUGACACGGAGAAUGUAAGUCUGAGUGCCCGGUUGGUCUGAACAGUUUUAAUGUUACACAUUGAGAGUAUGACAUACUCCCAUUGUGAUCAUUCACAUACCUCGUUUAUUAUGACAAAACAGUGAACAGGAAGGGGUUAUGGGGGAACAGAAGAAAAGAAACACAAGAGAAGAAAGAAAAGAAACACAAACAACAACAUGAAAUACAUUGAACGUCUACACCAGGGGUGUCCAAACAUUUUGCGAAGGGGGCCAGAUUUGUUGUGGUAAAAAUGUGGGGGGCCGACUUUGGCUGACGUCCUUCCUUUGCGUAGAACAAUAUAUUUAAGCAAAUUUUAGCAAGCCAUUCUGUGUGUCAGAUUUGCUUCAUUUUUUUUUUUUUUUUAUUGAUAAUUUAGCUGGCAACCAGUUCAGGGUGUCCCCUGCCUACUGCCUGUAGUUAGCUGGGAUAGGCUUCAGCACCUCCGCGACCCUCGUGAGGAAAAUGGAAAAUGAAUGAAUGAAUGAAUUUCAACAAUCUUGCAACUAGCCUUUGUGGCAUUCUCUUUCGACUCAGGAUCUUGCGAAAUACCACUGCUGUGAAAUUAAACUAGCUUCAAGUUGCUUCAAUUUCUCGCUGCGUUUCUUCCCUAUAAUCUUGUCGUACAUGUCAGCGUGUCUUGUCUGGUAAUAUAGCCUCACAUUGAACUCUUUAAAAACAGCGACUGUCUCUUUGUAAAUGAGGCAGACACAGUUGUUGCUUAUUUUAUAGGGCUGUCAAACGAUUAAAAUUUUUAAUCGAGUUAAUUACAGCUUAAAAAUUAAUCGUAAUUAAUCGCAGUUCAAACCAUCAAUAAAAUAUGCCAUAUUUUUCUGUAAAUUAUAUAUAUAUGUUCUGUAAAAUGUUGGAAUGGAAAGAUAAGACACAAGAUGGAUAUAUACAUUCAACAUACGGUACAUAAGGACUGUAGUGGGCAUUUCACUCUACUGUCAUUUAAAUCUGUCUAUGCUGUCCUCACUCCGAAGCGUCUACUUUUUCCAAAGCUAGACAGCUAGUGAACGACGCCUUAAUAAUCAGACUUCUUCCUUUUUCAUCUGAUUUAUUAAUAAAAUGGCCUCAAACCAUUGUCCUCUUUAGACCGUCGUAAAACUACAAAAAAAAAGUACACAAGCAUUGCAUUAGCAAGAACGUUAGCUUAGCACGCUAUACAGGUUCACUAAACAUAAACAAAAAGCGUCUCAUACAAAAAAUAUAACAGUUCGCUUACUAACAUAAUAUGUACAUUCUUUACAACAACCAUACUUACGGACAAAUCUUGUCCAAGGAUCAUAUAAGCACAACAUUACAACAUAGGCGUCAGCCCGAGAUAUCGUGCAGCCAUAUUGAACUGGCAAGAAAAAAUAAACCAUGUCGCAAAGCGACCACAAGAGUUCGCUGUUAGACGGCACAAAAAGCCUUGCUGUAAAACCUACCAAAAGGCAGAAUACUGUCUGAGCGGGACAUGUGCGUUAAUUGCGUCAAAUAUUUUAACGUGAUUAAUUUUAAAAAUUAAUUACCGCGUGUUAACGCGAUAAUUUUGACAGCCGUUAUUUUAGUUAAGAAAUAGUCCAAUUUCCACCUAUCCUUGAGGCGUCGGCCGUCGCAGUUAACUUUUUUUUUUUGUUGAUUGUCGGCACUUUAGAAAAUUGGAAGUAAAGGGCCACACGGGGUAAUGUUGCUUAGAGUGCUGCUGCCUUUUAGUGGGUAAAUGAGGAGCAGCAUUUAGUGCGUAAGCUACUUCAUAUGCUUGUAGCAGUACUGCUGACCAAUUCAUUAAGUCUAUGUGCGGGCCAGACGUUAUUGAUUUUCUGGCAGAGGCUGGGGGCCGGAUGAAAUUUGACCACGGGCUGCAUUUGGCCCCCAAGCCGGACUUUGGACAUGUCUGGGGUAGAGUGUACACAAAUCAGCUCUGAUAUCUAGAACCCAGUAAUCGUGUGAAUCCCUCGUGAUUGUAAGCCUGUUGGCGACCGACCCUACGCCACAUCCCCUGCCAAUCCCAGCACCGGGACCCCCACCCGGGCGCGCCACAUCACAUCCAGCCGCACACGAGCCCCAUCAAGCGCGCGACAGCCACGCAGACGAGCGUCAACAUUUCACAUUUUAGCGUAAAAUUAUAAUACAUUAAAUAGUUUGAAACAUGUUUUCUGAGCAAAAUGUUCUCACAUUAAACUUCAACAUGAAAAUUAUGUUAAAAUGUGAAAAUUAUCAGCAAUACACAUCUGUUAAAAAAAAAAAAAACAUUUUGUGGCACUGCUUUGACAGCGUUUGAUAUCCAGUCCAUUUUGACUGGGGAUCGCACUGCCGACCCUCUCAGUCAAAAUGGAUUGGAUGUCUAGCAUAGCAGUGAAACAGUUGGAAUGGAUUUAAUGCCUAUCAAUAGCAAUGAAUGAGUUGUUUUAAAAUUCAAUAUCCCACAAAAAUACUUCCAAUAUUUUGUAAUAAGGGCUUUGAAUACACACACAUAUGUACACCGUCCACCAAAAAGCAGCAGUCUCCACAAAUGUACACUUUUUGUUGUUGUUGUUUGUUAUCAAAAGUAAUAGGUCAAAAAUUGUGGAGUUCAUGUUUUUCAUUGGACAAACAAAAAUAGUCUUUCCCUCCCGUUAUUUUAAUUCCCUCCCUGGAAAAUUCCAAACAUGAAAAGCGCCUCGUUGUACGGCAACUCCUUCCAGCCAGGAAACUGAGGGUACAAAAAAUGUGGAAAGAACACUGCUACAAGCAAACACAGUCCAAAUAUUCCAAGAAGGACUUAAAAAGAAACAAAGCACAUUGACUUUCUUUUGUACGCUGAUUUUUUUUCUACUUUUCAAACUUUUGCACUAAUGUCUUUUUUAUAUAAACAUGUACAUUUGUCUAUUUUGUGUAUACUUUUUCUUUUUUUUUCCUCCAUAUGAUGGACGAAACAUUUCUGUUGAUUUUUUUGUUUGUUUGUUUGUUUGGUUUUAAAACACUUCAGAAUUUCAAGACAGCUGAAAAAACUUCACUGCCAUCACCAACGCACUUAUUUUUUUUACAUUGUUUGGUGUUCUGUAUGCUGUAUUUUCCGGACUAUAAGUCGCAUGUUUUUCAUAGUUUGGCUAGCCUGCGUCUUAUACACAAGUGUGACUUAUGGGGUUUUUUUUCCCGCUCUGACCGCCGAUAGCCUGUUGUGUUUUUAUGCUGCGUUCAGACCGUCAGCGUAUUUGUAACGCGAUGAGUUCCCAUUCAAAGUCCAAACAGAGAAAGAAAUAUAUUAGAACUAAAGGUAUCCGCGGGAAGUGUGGUGCUGAGGGUGCUGCAGCAACCCCUGGUAUUCAGGAGAAAAGUGUUUUGGUACAUUCUUUUGCUGUUGUUGUUUUUGAAAAUAAAUACCAUAAUUUCCCAAAUAUAACGCACCCCCCCAAAAUCAACUUGUAAAAUCAUGGUGCGCAUUAUAAACUGGUACAUGGAUGGAGACAGAAAUAUAUAUAUAUAUUAUAUACAGUGCCCUCCAUAAUUCUUGGCACCCCUGAAAAAGAUGUGUUUUUAACUUCUAAUAUAUAUAUAUUUUUUAUUCAAAUAAUAUGGGACCUUAAUGGGGAAAAAAAAAGAAAAAUCCAACCUUCAAUACAAGUGCAUUCCUUCAGUGGGGAAAAAAAAUCCCUCAUAAAGAAAUAAUUAUUUGACAUCAAAUAAUGUGUGUCACAAUUAUUAGCACCCCUGGCGUUAAUACUUUGUACAACCCCCUUUUGCCAACAAAACAAGGUCUGGGGACUGAGAUGGCCAUGGGAGGAGCUUGAUUUUGUGUCUGGUGAACCAUUUCUGUGUACAUUUGGCAAUAUGUUUAGGGUCAUUGUCUUGCUGAAAGACCCAGUGACGACCCAUCUUCAGCUUUCGGGCAGAGGGCAACAGAUUUUGAUUUAAAAUGUCCUGGUAUUUCAAAGCGUUCAUGAUGCCAUGCACCCUAACAAGGUUCCCAGGGCCUUUGGAAGCGAAACAGCCCCACAGCAUCACUGACACCCCCCCAUACUUCACAGUGGGUAUGAGGUGCUUUUCAGCAUGCGCAUCUUUCGUGGCACGGCAGAUCCACUUAGAGUGUUUGUUGCCAAAAAGCUCAAUCUUGGUCUCAUCUGACCAAAGCACACCGUCCCAGUUGAAACCUGGGACCGUGUUUAUUUUUAUAAUUUUUUUCAUUAUGUGGGAUUUUUUCCCCACUGAAUGAAUGCACUUGUAUUGAAGGUUGGAUUUUUCUCUUCUUUUCCAUUAAGGUCCCAUAUUAUUUGAAUUUUAAAAAAUUAUUAGAAGCUUUUUUAUUGACACGGCCACGUUGUGUUGAAGAAACGUAUGUGGCGAUCCGUUGCCGACCAUUACGGUACGUGACGACACCAUUUUGUUUCGGUAAUACAUCACUCUGAUCAGCUGAAUGAUUUGGUCUGUGUUAAAUUCUGCUUUUUUCACUCUUCGUAAAGCACAGAAUUUAGUUUCUUGAACUCAUUUGAGUCAACGUUCAUUGCAGCUCUGCAACUCGGACCAUAACAAACGUAACAACAGACUUCCUGUGUGUGUCUGUCAACUAUAUCUGUCCCUCGGGAAACUCAAAUCCAAAUAACAAUAGUUCCUAUUGUUACUGUCGUGUCGACAGCGAUGAGCGCUCUCGGAUUUCCGACUUACGUUCUCACUUUCAUUUUACCGUAUCAAUCCAUGGAAGAAACAUUUAUUCAUCAUGAUGAAACGAGCAAGUUAUACAGCAGCCUUUAAAAGAAAAGUCACAUCUGUUUUGUUUUCUCCUAGAUUCUGGUAAGUUGGAGAAGUUGUCAAAUCAUAUUAUUACCGUAAAUAUUGUCAGUUUAUGGUAAUGUUUUGAACUACCAAAAUGCUAUGCUUGUGCUGUGUUUCACCAUUCAGUAAAAUGACAUUUCUGUAUCUGUACACGAGCUCUGUUUUCUUGUAUUCUUCUAUUCAUUGGUGCUAAAAUUAGGGUGCACGUUAUAAACGGGUACAAUAAAUUUCCCUAGAUUAUACAAGUAGAUUCUGGGUGCGCAUUAUUCACGGGUGUGCCUUAUAUUCGGGAAAUUACGGUAAAACGUAUUGAAACAGUAGGGUGUUUAACUGGGGAAUAAAUUAGGGCUGCAGCUAUUGAUUAUUUUAGUCGAUUAAUCGAUGAAAUGGUUAAUUCAAUUAAUCGAAUAAUCGGAUAAGGAACAAAAAAAAUUAAAAACCCUGAGCUGAGCCUCAAAUGGUAUACAAAAAAUAAAUAAAUGAAUGAGGAUCUAAGUACAACAAAAGAACAAUUGGCUGACUUACAUAGCAUAAGUCUGCCAGCUUAAUUGCUAUAAAAUGCUUCUUUUUUGAUGAUGAUGAAACUUUUUUAUUUCGAGCAUGCACACACAAAAGAAACUUUUUUUUUCACAAUGCUCUUAACAAAUGGUUCAAACACAUUCCCACAGAAAAAAACGGCUAAAUAUGCCAAUAAACUAAACUACAAAUGCAUUUUAAAAAAAACAUGCUCAAACAAAAACCCAUCUUAUGUUGGUCUUAACAGGGAACAGCUGGC